AUGUGCAGCCUGAGCGAGAGAAUCCAAGCGCCGAGCGAGGCUCACGUGCGACGUUGCGAGGCUUAUUCGUUCACACCUCUAACGAUAGGGACAGGGCCGUUUACGGGUGGGGACGGGAAAUUGGACGGCGAUUACGAUUACGACACAGUUACGGCGCCGUUUGGCGUAGUACUUUCCGCGUCUACGCCCACAGUGACAGAAAAGUCGCAAGGAAAAGUCGCUCUCGUCUUCCGAGCAAUGGAUAACGAUGUCUUCGCCACUCAUAGUCAGCGCCGAGACACUUCGCACGGGGCAAAUAUUCCGACGACAUCCAUGGCCGCCGCUCGCCCUCAUUACCAUACAAUCAUAGUUCGUUCGCUUUCGACGGUGACGCGACGUCAUCUAGGGUCAUAUUUCUAUUCUACAAUUCAAAUACAGGAUAGGAACUCGUUUAGUUUGAGCUUCGAGCGAGAAAUAUUGGACGGAGGUCGUUAUCUCGCUUUUCGUCGAAGACCGAGUCGGUCCCCCUCGAUGCCUAUCUUAACAACGCGCAUUACGCUGCCGCUAAGUACCUACAAAAACGGACGGAAGCCGGUCGGCGACUCCAUUAUGAGGCGGUGCGCCGUUGCGCAGACUCGCGCGGCCGCCAUCUUUAUCGAGCGGGCCCUGCCCUGCCCCCGCGCGCCCCGCCGUCGGCCGUCGUCUCGUCUGCGUCUCCCAGUAGCACCGGGGGCUUCGGACCGCAGCGCAACGCGCCCGCGACAGAGACGAGAUCUGCAGAGCGCGGGACGAGGGGAGCCCGGCACCGCGCAGGCGCGCCUCCCGCUCUCGCAGUCCAGCGCUCGUCGCCGAUCCGUGCGCACGUUCGCGCGCUUCCCGUCGCAAGAUCAGCUGAUCGGCGCGCGGCGCACAUGCCGUGAGGCCGCGCCCGCCACGAUGACGGGCUACGCCCGCGGCGAAGCCGACUUCGCCGCAGACCGAUUCCGGCGGGACGCCCGGCCCGCCUCGCUCGCUCCAAAGGAUUACUCGGUGCCUUUACACGUAGACUGCAGUAUCGAAUACGAGCUUCCCGAUUGUGCCAAGCCGCCGCAGGGCGUCAAGAUCGAGCCGCUGCUCAUGAUCCACCCGUCGCACUUCAGGAGGCUCGAGAGCCUCCGGCGCGUUCCCUUCGUCAACAACCUGCCGCGCACGGAGGGCGGCGGGCCGAGCGCGACGGGCGCCGCACCCUCUGCGCCCGACGCCCGCCGCGGAGGCCGGGCCGCGCGCCGCUGCUGCCGCGCCGUGCCCGCCGCCCCGGCGCCGCCGCCGCAGCCCCAGCCCCGGCUACCCGAAGACGCGCGCCGCUACCGGCUCGAGUACGUGGCGGAGGCGGGCAAGCUGGCCCGCGGCCGCCUCAAGGCGCACCCCUACCUGCCGCCGGAGGCCCUCGACUGUGAUAUCCGCGCGCUGCCUCCGCCCGCGCACUAUGAGCGCUUCGACAAGCGCGCGCUGCACCAGCUGCCCAUCUACAUGUAG
Messenger RNA from Leptosia nina, 1494 nucleotides. NCBI's taxonomy places the organism in Eukaryota, Metazoa, Arthropoda, Insecta, Lepidoptera, Pieridae. The record is from the annotation of a GenBank genome assembly.